Sinocyclocheilus grahami is the source of this 1235-nucleotide messenger RNA. Its product is annotated as glucagon receptor-like. The record is from RefSeq and is a predicted model, not a curated record. The transcript is spliced from 9 exons. Gene Ontology annotation, biological process: adenylate cyclase-activating G protein-coupled receptor signaling pathway; cell surface receptor signaling pathway. NCBI's taxonomy places the organism in Eukaryota, Metazoa, Chordata, Actinopteri, Cypriniformes, Cyprinidae. Gene Ontology annotation, cellular component: plasma membrane. Gene Ontology annotation, molecular function: glucagon receptor activity; peptide hormone binding. The coding region runs from base 1 to 1179 and encodes 392 amino acids.
AUGUGCGGCGCUGACGGCAGAUGGGCUCAUGGGAAAAACACCAGUGAGUGUGAGCAGGACGACCCAGGACAGAAGCAGUAUGGUCAGAUCCUCAGUAAGUUCAGAGUCAUGUACACCGUGGGAUACUCGCUGUCUCUGGCAGCACUGACUCUCGCGCUGGCCAUCCUGAUCAGCUUCAGGAAGCUGCACUGCAUGAGGAACAACAUCCACAUGAAUCUGUUCGGCUCCUUCAUCCUGCGCGCCGUCUCCAUCCUCGUCAAAGACGCGCUGCUGGAUCAGAUGAGCAGCGCUCAGAGCUUCCAGGGGCAGCGCUGGGUCGGCACUCAGACGGUGAGCGGCUGCCGUGUCGCCAUGGUGAUGAUGCAGUACAGCAUCAUGGCCAACAACUACUGGCUGCUGGUGGAGGGUCUGUAUCUGCACAGCCUGCUGGUCAUCACCGUCUUCUCCGAGAGGAACUACUUCUACAUUUACCUCUGCAUCGGCUGGGGUGCGCCGCUCAUAUUUGUGCUGCCGUGGAUGACAGUCAAGUACCUGUAUGAAAAUGAAGAGUAUAUUAAUUUCAUCAUAUUCAUUCGUAUAAUAAAGAUUCUGAUGUCCAAGCUGAAGGCGCAUCAGAUGAGAUACACAGACUACAAGUUCAGGCUGGCCAAGUCCACGCUCACGCUGAUUCCUCUGCUGGGGAUUCACGCCAUCCUCUUCACCUUCGUCAUCGAUGAGUCCGUGCCGAAGGAGUCUCUUCUCAGGCUGAUCCGCCUCUUCUACGACCUCCUGUUCAGCUCCUUCCAGGGUCUGCUCGUGGCCAUCCUGUACUGCUUCGUCAACAAAGAGGUCCAAAGUGAGAUGCUGAAGAAGUGGAAGAGGUGGAAACUAGGCAAGGACAUUGGGGAAGAGUACCGUCACACCCACAGCCAGACGCCCCACGCCAAAAGCUGCAGCAUGGCCCCAGCAAUGACCCACGAAUGCCCCGAAUCCCCAGAACUGGCGGCCUCGGCGUCCCAGCGUCUAGUGACGGGCCUUCAGAAUGGAGUGAGCCAGAACCGGAGCCGUGUGAGGCUGCAGUUGACCUCCGAGCCACAGGAGGGUGCCAGUAACUGCAGCUCUCUGACGGAAGACAUUUGUCUGGAAAAGCGUCCCCUCAACAGUGAGUGCUCAGCGGUGGUGACAGAAACCAACCUUUAACACUAAUGGAUCAAUGGAGAUGAUGUUUCAUUCCAGAUAUGGUCUUCAUGUUAGCA